Molecule: messenger RNA, 1006 nt
Organism: Callorhinus ursinus (northern fur seal)
Lineage: Eukaryota; Metazoa; Chordata; Mammalia; Carnivora; Otariidae
Gene: SNORC
Product: secondary ossification center associated regulator of chondrocyte maturation
Biological process (GO): cartilage development
Cellular component (GO): cell periphery
Source: RefSeq, a predicted model, not a curated record
GAGAGAUUAGACGAGUGAGGGAGAGAGAAACCUUUGAUAACUUUUAAUUAUGUGGCUAGGACAUGUGGAAGGUCAGGGGCUGGGGUUCCACUGACCGAGCAGGACUAGGGAGGCAUGGAGUCAAGGUCGGUUUGGACACAUUAAAUUGGACAUACUUUUUAGAUACUCAUGGAGCUGUUGGGGAGGCCGUGGGUGGUAGGGCUGAAGUUCUGCACCAGACCCGGGCUGGACACAGAUGCCAGGAGGACACAGGUGGUGUUUCAAGUCUCAGGCAUCUGGGAGAACAGAGAGCAAGAAGAAGAAACAGGGCAUUUAAUGACAUGAGCUUUUCUGGAAAUAGAGCUGCUGAGGGUUUGGACUGAAACUGCUUUAAAAGUGCUUCUGUUAUUAACAAGGUCUGUUGAGUAUUGUCUCCCCACCAGGCAUCGGGAGCCCCAAAGUGAGCAGACUGUGCAGUGCUGACUGCCUGGGCUUCAGUCUCUUGAGCCAGGGCCAUAGGUACUAAAAUGCAGACCCCUGGGCCUACCCAUGACCCUCGGAUACAGAGUGCUGGAGGCAUCUGUAUUUUCCAAGUUCCCUGCUUAACUAGCUCAGUCCUCGGUGCAUCCCGCUCUCCAGCCGCGCUCCCUCACUGGCCAGGAUGGCAUUCCGUGCGGCCCUGCGCAUGGCACUGCUGCUCCUUUCCGGGGCCCUGGCCCCUGCAGUGCUCACAGCCGAGGGCCCGCAGGAGCCCGCGCCCACCCUGUGGAACGAGCCCGCCGAGCUGCCGUCGGGAGAGGGCCCCGUGGAGAGCACCAGCCCCGCCCGGGAGCCCGCGGCCACCGGCCCCCCGGCCCCCACCGCCGCGCCGAGCCCCGAGGACAGCACGGCGCGGGAGCGUCUGGACCAGGGCGGCGGCUCGCUGGGGCCCGGCGCCAUCGCGGCCAUCGUCAUCGCCGCCCUGCUGGCCACCUGCGUGGUGCUGGCGCUCGUGGUCGUCGCGCUGAGAAAGUUUUCCGCCUCCUGA